AUGCAAAGUGACAGUGCCAAGCUGAUCAAAACCGAAACAGAAAUCUAUGAAACCAAAUUUAAACUUGAUAUCGAAAAACUCGAAAAUGAAAAGGAAGAAUUGAAGCAACAGAUUAUUAAUCUUUAUGUAGAAAAGGACGAUAAGGAUGAUCAGUGCCGUCGUUUAAAUGCGGAAAUAGAUGAAUUAAAGCAUAAAUCGCAGAGCGAUAUCGAGAAAAUCCGCAGUGAUAUGGUGUGCACCCAAGAAAAAUAUCGUAUGGAAUACGAUAAUGAACGUGAUAGUCAUGCAAAAAAAAUCGAUUCAUUAAAUGCAACAAUCGAAGAGUUGCAAAUAAAAUUGGGGAAUGCUGAGCGAGCGCUGUUAGACUUCCAGAAUCGCGGGAAUAUUCUUGAAGGAGAAAAUAACGAACUGAAAGAAAAACAUGAAGUAUUAUUCUCAGAAAUGGAACAGUUACGCAGCGAAUUAGGAGCAGUACGAAAUGAUGCAGAUAAAUUAAAACAGGAAAUUAAUCGCUAUAAAUUGGAUUUGCAAGCAGCAGAAAAAGAAAUUAAAUCGUUGACUUCCACCAAUGAUGAAAUGAAAGUGCAGUUGAAUACUGCGGAUGACAAAACGAAUUCGUUAAAUAAGACCAUUAGAGAUCAAGAGCUCAAGAUUCUCGACUGUGAGUUAUUUAAGGAAUAA
Thelazia callipaeda (thelaziosis nematode) is the source of this 681-nucleotide messenger RNA. The record is from the annotation of a GenBank genome assembly. Lineage: Eukaryota; Metazoa; Nematoda; Chromadorea; Rhabditida; Thelaziidae.